Penicillium atrosanguineum is the source of this 1335-nucleotide messenger RNA. Its product is annotated as tRNA (guanine-N2-)-methyltransferase. The record is from RefSeq and is a predicted model, not a curated record. NCBI's taxonomy places the organism in Eukaryota, Fungi, Ascomycota, Eurotiomycetes, Eurotiales, Aspergillaceae. The transcript has 4 exons. Gene Ontology annotation, cellular component: cytoplasm. Gene Ontology annotation, molecular function: nucleic acid binding. Gene Ontology annotation, biological process: methylation. Bases 1 to 1335 code for a protein of 444 amino acids.
AUGGAGUACAUGGUCCGGUUGGCUCAAUGCCAUGAAACUUUUCGGGUGCCGGAACUUCAGGCCGUGGCCACGCUCGUCGGUGUCGAUCUCGAAAUUGUCUCUUACGACGAAUAUUCGCCAUACUGCAUUGUGAAACUUGAAAAUGAUGAAGCAGCACGCAAGCUGAUCUCACGCACCAUCCUUGCUAAAGACAUCUCGGAGCUUUGGGGCCAAGGCACCAACUAUGAUGAACUUCAUGCCGAUGUGAAAAAGCGGACUUCGCACCGCUGGGCUGACUACAACGACAUACCGUUUGCAUUUGCACUGUAUGGGUUCUCCGGGAAACGCACCCAAGAAAAAAGAGUAGAGAUUAUUAAAUCAUUCUCCUACACGGGGUUGACUGGCCCUGUCCAACUGAAGAACCCUCCCUUACAGUUCAUCGUGAUGGAGGAGUACAUUGGAGACCCCGAGGCAAGCGCCCUAGGCGUAUCACGGAUCACGGAACCGCGAAAGGUCUUCCUUGGUCGCUUCAUUGCCAACAGCGCCCGCGAUGCCAUUGAUAAGUAUGAUCUCAAGAAGCGCCAGUAUAUCAGCACUACCUCCAUGGAUGCGGAACUCAGUCUGGUCACCGCGAACAUGGCACUCGCGGCACCUGGAAAGGUUCUCUAUGAUCCGUUUGUCGGAACAGGCAGCUUCAUGGUCGCUGCAUCGCACUUUGGAGCGCUGACUCUUGGCUCGGAUAUCGAUCCUCGGAGUUUCCGUGGAAAGGAUGAGGAGAAGGGAAUGGGGAAGAACGUCCAAGCAAACUUCCAGCAAUAUGGUAUCGAGAGCAAGUUCUUGGACACUUUCACUUCGGAUCUGACCAACACGCCUUUACGAAAUGCUCAAUUGCUCGACGGUAUUAUCUGCGACCCACCCUAUGGUGUGCGAGAAGGUCUCCGGGUCCUGGGCACGCGCGAUGGGAAGGUCAUUGAGCCAGUCGUGAUUGAUGGGGUUCUUAACUACUAUCGACCUGGGUAUAUCCCUCCCAAGCGGCCUUACGGAUUCGAAGCCAUACAAAGAGACGUCCUUGAUUUCGCAGUUCGCUCGCUUGUCCCUAAUGGACGUCUGACUAUGUGGAUGCCCACUACAAACGACGAGGCCAAGGAGUUCCCAGUGCCCAUGCACCCAAACCUUGAGGUGAUCGCUGUCUCGGUUCAGUAUUUCAGUAAUUGGGCCCGACGACUCAUGACUUACCGCCGCCUUCCUGAAGGCGAAGUCUCCGACAUCUCCAAGGGGAGAAGCAAUGCUGAUCAGCGUGGCAUCACUGCAGAUGAGCUCAACGGGUUCCGCCGGAAGGUAUGUGCCUACCUAUGA